AUGUUGAAAGAAAAGUGCAUAUGUUUGAUAUGUCAAAUAACAAUAUCCACAACAAAAAAAUGUAAUCUAGAAAGACAUUUUAGAACAACGCAUUCAAAAUUUGAUAUAGAUUUCCGUCCUAAAACUGAAGUACGUAAAAAGCAAUUAGAAAAAUUAAAACUUGAAACUGAUAAACAACAAUUGAUUUUUACUAAACCAGUUUUAAAAUCCAAAGCAGCAACAAUUGCUUCACUUCGAAUUAGUCAUGUUUUAGCUAAGAAUAAAAAAUCAUUUCGAACCGGUGAAAUAGUAAAACAAGCUUUUUUAGAAGGCACAGAUGCUUUAUUUGAAAACUUUAAAAAUAAAUCAGAAAUUUUAUCAGCUAUAAACGAUUUACAGUUAUAUCGUAAAACUGUGACUAGAAGAGUAGAAUCUAUAGGACAAAAUUUAGUUGAAAUAUUAAAACAAGACAUCAAGGAAUAUGUUUAUUUUUCUCUUCAAUUCGAUGAAUCAACAGACAUAACAGAUACCACUCAACUAUUUUGUAUUACGACUGAUGGGGCUCCAGCUAUGAUAGGUAAAAAUAAUGGUUUUAUUGCUUUGUGUAAGAAUGAUAAUAAUUUUCCAAAUGUUAUAACGUUCCAUUGUGUGAUACAUCAACAAGCAUUGUGUGGAAAAAUAUUGAAUACAAGUAGUAUAAUGGACAUUGCUUUUAAAAUAGCCAAUUCUAUACGUUCACGAAGCUUGCAAAGGCGACUUUUUAAAUUACAAUUAGAAGAAAACGAUUUUCAGCAUUGUGAUUUAUUACUGCAUACGGAUGUUAGAUGGUUGAGCAGUGAUACAUUUCUAGAAAGGUUUCAAUGUUUAUUUCCUGAAAUAAUAGAGUUUUCAAAAUCCAGAGGCGAUAAUUAUGAUUGUUUAACAAACAAUACAUGGCUUCAGAACUUAGCUUUUUUAACAGAUAUAACGGCUCAUUUAAACACUUUAAAUGUUGAACUUCAAGGAAAAGAUGGGACAAUAAUUGAGUUAUUGAGUUCUAUAAAUGGGUUUAAAUCAAAAUUGAUAUUACUCAAGUCACAAUUAAAUGAAUCUAAUUUGAAUAAUUUUCCAAACUUAAAAGAUUUUUUUGAAAAGCAAAAAUGUACAGUGGCAGUGGAAAUAUAUUGCUCUGAGGUUGAAAAAGUGUACAAUGAGUUUGAAAGACGAUUUAAAGAUAUUCAAAAAUUAGAGCCGAUUAUUACAUUUAUGUUUUUUCCUUUCUCCGAAACAAACAAUAUAUUCCUCAAAGCUCGAGGUUCUGAAACAAAUUUUUGGAAUUUACUGAGUGAAGAAAAAUAUCCGGGUUUCAGGAAUGUAGCUUUGCAGUUACAUAGUUAUUUUGGAUCUACAUAUUUGUGCGAAACAGAAUUUUCUCACAUGAAAAUGAUAAAAACAGAAUUUCGAUCUACGCUCUCUGAUGACCAUUUGGAGCAGUGUCUUCGAUUAGCAGUUAGCAACUAUUCGCCAGAUUACGACCAAUCGGCCAACGACAUGCAAUGUCACACUUCAACAAUGGCCAGAUCAACAAAAUAA
Rhopalosiphum maidis (corn leaf aphid) is the source of this 1551-nucleotide messenger RNA. Its product is annotated as general transcription factor II-I repeat domain-containing protein 2A-like. Bases 1 to 1551 code for a protein of 516 amino acids. The transcript has 3 exons. The record is from RefSeq and is a predicted model, not a curated record. Lineage: Eukaryota; Metazoa; Arthropoda; Insecta; Hemiptera; Aphididae.